Molecule: messenger RNA, 3183 nt
Organism: Syngnathus acus (greater pipefish)
Lineage: Eukaryota; Metazoa; Chordata; Actinopteri; Syngnathiformes; Syngnathidae
Gene: abhd14b
Product: abhydrolase domain containing 14B
Exons: 6
Coding region: 117-776 (219 amino acids)
Cellular component (GO): cytoplasm
Source: RefSeq, a predicted model, not a curated record
CCCCUUCCUGAAAUAAAAGGGAAGCGCAACAAGUUUACUAACUUUAAAACGGUGUCGUCAUCAACACCGUCACAUCAGACUAAGGAGAAAACUGUGCAGUUUAAAACGGCACAGCAAUGACACAGCAAUGCAAACAAAUGAUGUCGCAGGUGGAAUUGAACGAAGGCAGCGUAGACAUUCCAGGCUGCUCGUCACCACUCUUCUACAGACAAAGUCGACCAUCCUCGGGGGAUGUCAAGAUGUCUGUUUUGCUUCUUCAUGGUCGCCGCUUCUCCUCGGAAAACUGGCUCAGCAACGGCACCCUUCACACGCUGGCCGAUGCCGGCUGCCGGGCAGUUGCCAUCGACCUUCCAGGACUGGGCUGCUCCAGCUCAGCCGAGGCGCCAGCGGCCAUGGGAGAGUUGGCCCCCGCUACGUUCCUGAAGGACGUAUGUGAGCGACUGCAGCUGAGUCCCGUGGUGCUGAUCAGCCCGUCACUCAGUGGCAUGUAUUCCCUCCCCUUCCUGCUGCAACACCAGCACCUACUACGGGCCUACAUUCCCGUCGCGCCCAUCUGCACCGAAAAGAUCGGCGCAAAACAAUACGGCGGCGUCAAGGUGCCGUCACUUAUUGUCUAUGGCGAUCGUGACGCUGAGCUGGGGCAGGUGUCGCUUAGCAACCUGAGCCAGCUGGCCAAUCACAGCGUGGCGGUGAUGAAAGGGGCGGGGCACGCCUGUUACCUGGACGACCCUGACACGUGGCACCGUCUACUCUCUGACUUCCUUGCUAAACUCUGAGCUUCAACUGUACAAAAAGAAUGGAGCAACAAACAAAAGAAAGAGGGAGCUCAAGUCAUCCUCUCACACACGCGCACAUUUGCGAGAAACAAAUACAAAAUAAAAAUCUGUUUGGACUUCAGACCUCAAACUUAUCAACAGUGCUCUUUUCCUAUAUUUAUAUUGAGAUAUAUAUACUGACUUCACUUUGACUGAUUCCGACUUGUUUUCUCUAUUUUCUUUUAAACACACACUUUUGUCAAACAUUGUCACAGAGCACCAGACUACACACUACACGAUCACAUACACACUGUCCCCCUCACACACGGACGCAGCCUGCCUCCCCCUUUGCUUCUUUUAACCCUCGUCACAAUGUGAUUUUUGGCGAACCUGUCCAAUCAACAAAGACUUAGCUGGAGACUUUUUUUUAACCCUUCUGUUAAUAUUUGUUACAUUGUUCGGAUCCAACUAAUAACUCUAUUAAUAACCAUUAUAAUCAAUGAACUGAGCUAAUUUGAGCUGAGGUUAGAAUAUUUUUCCAAACAUCAGGAAAAAAAACAUUUGAUUUGUAUUUAUUUUGUUAACUGACACAUGUCAUACUGCUAGGUGGCAACAUUUGUUUGUUGUGUAACAAUACCGCCGUCAUGUUUCGUUUGUUUCUCAGGGGUGUUUUUUUUUUUUUUUUUUUUUAAUGGCUCAUUGGUAAUUGUUACUGUUUAAGUCAAUAUUUGAAUCAGGUCAGUUUGACCUAUGUCGUGUUUUGUAUUAUCAAAGGUUCAAAUGAUUAAAAAAAAUAAAUCCCGAUAUACAUUCUGAACUCCAUUAAUAAUCUAAAACAUGGUGGGGGUGUGCGGGGCGAGGGGGAUCAGAGCUCUGUUGUGCGUGACGCUAAGGCAAUCAAAUAGAGAGGCGUCGUUUUUCUACGUUGCAUUUUAAAAACUCAAUACACUGACCAACUAACACAUUCUGUCAAUCCAAAAAGCGAUGACGUCCCUUUUUGUUUUUUUUCUCAACGUCCAUAACACUGGAUUGUGUUCAUUGCGACACACAAACAAGAACUUAAAAAAAACAAUCAGCCCUCACAUCACACGCACUAUUUUAAAGACAUUCCACUCAAUUAAUGCACGCACGCAUACACGCAGGCAGAAUUAGAGCAGUCAAGAGGCCCUAAUUAAAGAAACAAAACACAUGACCCAAUAAUAAGGCUGGAUUUACGCUGCAAGUGGCACAAUUCAGAUUUGCUGUGUCAAAGGGCAAAAGUCACUUUUGUUACUUUUCUUAAUUUCGCAUAGUGUCCACUUUUUGUGACUCUUUCAGUCUCCGUAUCUCAAUACAGGUUCAUGAUCAAACAUCAAAAUUUUGUGUUCAGCUUACUGAAACUUUGAACAGUUAGACUUUCAGAAAUUUAGGGAAGGUGAAAUUAAACUCAGUUGCACAGAGGUUUGCGUACAUUUUCGGUUCAACCUCAAAUUUCACCCAAAAGCACAAUAUCCCAAACUUUCUGUGAGAAGCAGAAAUAGCCGUGACGUUUUCACAAUUUAAAACAUUUCAAAAAUAUCCAAUGACAUCAGCCAAAGCAUAGACAAUUCAAUAUGGUGUAAAUAUAUAUAUGCUACAUUAGGGGCGUGUCCAUUACUUGGGGAAAAAAAGCAAAGCAAAUUCUCUACGAUAGCCAGUCGAGUAAUGUGAGGGUUGCUAAACUCUCAAUAUUUGUACUAUCCAUGUAUUAUUGUUUACUGACGUGCGGAAUUAUUGACGAGCAAUUUGGUUGCCUGCGCAUGCAGGUUGGUUUUAUGUGUUCCCUUGAAAUGUACAUGAAACUAGUCACGAAAAUCUGUUUUAGGCGAUUAAUGGGACAUUGCGCACUUGAAACCUGCGGCGUAAAUCCAGUCCAAGUGUGUGUGCUGAUAGUUGACUGAUCAUAGUGAUGUGAUGGCAGUCAGAUGGCUGCUCUAUCUAAAGCUGAUCCCUUUCCAAGAUGGCCGCUUGAUUUGAAAGAAACGACGAGUACUAUACGGUCGCCUCGCUCGUCUACCACAAAGUGCGUCAAGGCACUAUUAUGAAAUGAAGCGGAUCCUAAACAGUCUAAAAAGACGACCACGUGACAGGCGCGGACUACGUUUGGUGGCCAUUUUGGGGACAGCAUGAUAAGGCCUGAACCACCCUGGCACGGAACCCAUGAAGAACAUGUGACAGAAUACAGUUUAACGAGAAGAAGCAAAGCCUUCUAUGGAGUAAUUGAAAGGAAAGCAAAUGUCAAAUUACGAGGAAAACUGAUGUCAAAUUGCGGGAAUAAUAUUCCGAUAUUACAAUAAGGAAUUUGGAUUUUUAGAAAGGGAAAAAAAGUUGACAUUUUGUUUACACCGUAUUAAUUUUUUACUGAUCUCAACUAAUCUCAAUCAAUCUUACAAUAUUCUGACUCUAUUGC